ACAACUGAGAGCACCAACUAAACCAACGAUAAUGGCUUCUCUUUGUGUGUCCACCUUUCCCACCACCUCUCUGUCCCCUCUCUCACCCUUAUCUUCCAAACCCCCUCCCUAUCGCUUCAAAGUCUCAUGCAAUGCUUCUUCAGACGAUCAUCCUAAAACCUCUGAAAGCCCAAACCUCAUACUUCCCAUGCAGAAUAAUAAUGUAGACCGGAGAAACUUGCUCCUGGGGCUAGGCGGUCUAUACGGCACCGCGAACAUGACCAACAUCGGCUCGGCCUUCGCAUACCCUGUCACAGCUCCAGACGACAUUUCAGACUGCGUUCCUGCGACUUCACUGAUAAACAAUCUCGACGACGUGGUUAGAGGAGUAGCUUGUUGCCCUCCACACUCACCAGCAGCUUUCCCAAAACCUUACGUCUUGCCUAGCUUCCGUGCGCUUCGUGUUCGAAGCCCUGCACACAAACUCACUCCUGAGUACAUCGAGAAGUAUAAAGCCGCAAUCGCGGCCAUGAAGGCUCUUCCCGAUGAUCAUCCACACAGCUGGAAACAACAAGGUAAGAUCCAUUGCGCUUACUGCAACGGCGCGUACCAUCAACAACUGAGUGAAAAUCAAAAGGUGGAAGUCAAGGUUCACUUCUCCUCGAUUUUCUACCCUUUCCACCGAUGGUACCUCUAUUUCUACGAGCGGAUCUUGGGUAAGUUAAUCGACGACCCAUCAUUCGCUUUACCAUACUGGAACUGGGACAAUCCCAUGGGAAUGAUGCUUCCUGCCAUGUUCGAAGCCCCUGGCCCAGACAAUGAUCUCCGAACCAACCCGUUAUUCGACCCUUACCGCAACGUAUCACACGCCGCUCCAGCUAUAGUUGAUCUCCAGUUUGAUGAUAAAGAACGUGGCCAUCCUUGUGUAGACCAGGUAAGCAUUAAUCUGUGUUCAUUGCACACUCAGAUGAUCCGAACCAAAAGGACAGAUGACUUCUUCGGUUGUGAUCCCAAUCCAAAGGUAAGUGAGUGUGGUGGUUCCAUAGAGAAUGGUGCUCAUACAGCGGUGCACAGAUGGGUGGGUAACCCUAGGAUGGCGAACCACGAGGACUUGGGUAACUUUUACUCGGCUGGAUAUGACCCGGUUUUUUAUGUCCAUCAUGCUAAUGUCGACCGCAUGUGGCAUAUCUGGAUGGGUUUGAAGGGUAACCGCAACAAAGGUCCAAGAUCCACUGACUGGAAGAAUUCCUCAUACGUGUUUUAUGAUGAGAACGAGGAGCUUGUACGUGUCUACAAUAGAGACUGUGUAGACAUGAAAAGGAUGGGAUACAUGUACGAAGCAUCAAGCAUCCCCUGGAAGGAGAGUCCGCCGAUUCCUCGUGUUAAAGCGUCCAAAGUCGCACUUAAGUCGGUUAGAUCUGUGAAGAAAGCGGAGGAGACGGAGUUUCCUGUGAAGUUAGACAAGAGAGUGAACGUUCUAGUGAAGAGGCCAGCUACAACGAGGAGUGAGGAUGAAAAGGAGAAAGCUACUGAAAUGUUGGUUUUGAAUGGGAUCAAGUUCAACAGUGAGAAGUUUUUCAAGUUCGAUGUGUUGGUGAAUGAUGUAGACGAUGGGAUCCAGACCACCGCGACCUCAAGCGAGUUUGUUGGUACUUUCGCGCAGGUGCCGCAUAUGCCUGGCCACAAGAUGUUUAUUACGAGUGGGGCGUCGUAUGGGAUCACAGAAGUUUUGGAGGACCUUGAAGCUGAAGAGGAAGAGUAUGUUUUGGUGACUUUGGUGCCGAGAGCAGGGACUGAGGACGCCACCGUUUCCGAGAUCAAAAUUGAACUGCUUCCCAUCGACUGAAGCUCAUUUAUGGAACUGCAGUUUCUAUUGAGAAUAAUUCAAAAAGUAUUUGCAUGUGUUUUUAAUUAUGUAUUUGAAUAAGUAUGGUACAUCUUAAUCUACAGGAAAGUACCGUGUCACUAGGAGUUAGUUGGCUUUGCUUUUACCGUUUCAUGUUUACGUUGUAGUCUGCUCUAUAUAAGCAGCUUUAUGCAAUGAAUAAAGUAUCUUGUUUACUGGCUU
Molecule: messenger RNA, 2047 nt
Organism: Helianthus annuus (common sunflower)
Lineage: Eukaryota; Viridiplantae; Streptophyta; Magnoliopsida; Asterales; Asteraceae
Product: polyphenol oxidase I, chloroplastic
Exons: 2
Coding region: 32-1825 (597 amino acids)
Molecular function (GO): catechol oxidase activity
Source: RefSeq, a predicted model, not a curated record